ACAAUGUAAAUCUCUAACACAAUAAAAUAAAUCGCAUAAUAAGCAAGUCAGACAAAAAGGGUUUACUAACUGUCUUGCCUUCUUUUUAUAUAAUUUGUAGCAGUCCAAGAGUCGAAUUUGGAAUAAAUCUUCAGGGAAUUAUGAUGUCGUCACGGAAAAUCAGAUCAAUGGAUUCGCUCAAAGACAUAAUAAAAGCCUUGAUCGCUAACCAUAUGGGAUCGUGCCUCAUGAGUAUCUGCGGGAAAGUUCGAGAAUAUUACGCGUUUACAAGAUGUUGCGGUUAAUUUUUUUUACAAUCAUCUUAACAAUAAUUUUCCCGAAUAUUAUAGAAUAUCAUACUGCGCAUUUAUUGGGAUGCAAAUACAAUCCCUCAAUCCCCACAACCAUACUAUGCGGAAUUUAUCAUGUAAAUAUAUUGUGCUUAAUGCAUCUUUGCUUUAUUGAUUGUAAAUAAAAAGUACAUAUCAGAUCUUAGAUCGUGAUA
Rhizophagus irregularis DAOM 181602=DAOM 197198 is the source of this 484-nucleotide messenger RNA. The record is from RefSeq and is a predicted model, not a curated record. NCBI's taxonomy places the organism in Eukaryota, Fungi, Glomeromycota, Glomeromycetes, Glomerales, Glomeraceae.